AUGAGUUCCGUGACGACGAGGAAGUCGACAUGGCAGUCAACACUGGCAUGGCUAUCCCAAGACUUCGCCGAAGGCUCCUCGCCGCCAUUCCUCCUGAAAUAUAGAUCCUCAAAAUGGCUCAUCCUGACCACAAUCUGUAUGGCCGUCUUCACGGACAUAUUUCUCUACGGCCUCAUCGUCCCCGUGAUCCCCUUCGCCCUCGAGCAACGCUCCGGCGUUCCUCCACAACGCACCCAAUACUGGGUCUCCCUCCUCAUCGCCAUCUAUGGCGCCGCGCUGAUCACCUUCUCCCCCGUGUGCGGCUACCUCGCCGACCGCAGCACCUCGCGCCGCCUGCCCCUCAUCGUCGGCCUUCUCGCUUUGGCGGGUGCAACCGUCAUGCUGAAUGUGGGCAACAGCAUCGCGGCGCUGGUGACGGGGAGAGUGCUGCAGGGCGUCUCGGCUGCAGUGGUGUGGGUGGUGGGACUCGCGCUGCUGGCGGAUACGGUGGGGAAGGAGGCGAUUGGGCAGGCGAUGGGGUGGGUGGGGAUGAGCAUGAGCCUUGGGAUCUUGGCGAGCCCGCUGCUGGGAGGGGUCGUGUAUGACAGGGCAGGGUAUAAUGCGGUGUUUGCGAUGGCGUAUGUGCUUAUUGGGGUGGAUAUCCUGCUGCGGCUUGUUAUGGUAGAGAGGAAGAUCGCGGUGAGGUGGUUGCCGGAGGAGGAGGAGGGAGGAAAGGAGAAGGGAGAUGUUGAGGGCGGGGUGGCGACACCUCCCCCGAGGGACCGAGACGUCGCGAGCAGCCCAGAAAGGGCAGAAACGGAGAAAGAGCAGCCUGGAGCGGUAAUCGCACCCACUACCACAACCCGCACCGACUCACACUCCGACGCCGCACCCCCAACCCAGCGCCGCGCCACCCUCCCCCCCGUCCUCUCCCUCCUCGCCUCCCGCCGCCUCCUCGCAGCCCUCUGGGGCUGCCUCGCCCAAGCAACCCUAAUGACCUGCUUCGACUCCGUGCUCCCGCUGCACGUGCACGAGACCUUCGGCUGGACCUCUCUCGGCGCAGGUCUAAUCUUCCUCCCCAUCACCAUCCCCUCCUUCCUCGCGCCGCUCGCGGGUUGGAUCUCCGACCGCUACGGGCCGCGCUGGCCGGCCACCGCGGGCUUCAUCCUCGCUGCUCCGUGUUUCGUGUGCUUGCGCUUCGUCACCGCCAGCUCGCUGCAGACCAAGGUGCUGCUGUGUGCGCUGCUGGCGGUGCUGGGAUUGGCGUUGGCGAGCGCAAUGCCCCCGCUUAUGGCGGAGAUUACGUAUGUCGUCCAGGCCAAGGAGAGGAAGCGGCCGGGAUCGUUCGGCGAACGGGGCGCGUAUGCGCAGGCGUAUGGCCUGUUUAAUAUGGCGUUUGCGGGCGGCUGUCUGGUGGGUCCCAUUUGGGCGGGCUUGGUGAGGGAGAGGGCCGGGUGGGGGACUAUGGGGUGGAGCUUGGGGGCGCUGAGUGCGGUUAGUGCGGUGCCGGUUGCUGUCUGGGUUGGGGGGUUUAUUGGGGGGAAGGGGGAGAGGGUGAAGGGGAGGGGGAAGGGAAGUUGA
Coniosporium apollinis CBS 100218 is the source of this 1560-nucleotide messenger RNA. RefSeq lists its product as uncharacterized. The coding region runs from base 1 to 1560 and encodes 519 amino acids. The transcript has 2 exons. NCBI's taxonomy places the organism in Eukaryota, Fungi, Ascomycota, Dothideomycetes. The record is from RefSeq and is a predicted model, not a curated record. Gene Ontology annotation, molecular function: transmembrane transporter activity. Gene Ontology annotation, biological process: transmembrane transport.